Botrytis byssoidea is the source of this 1731-nucleotide messenger RNA. RefSeq lists its product as uncharacterized. Gene Ontology annotation, cellular component: mitochondrion. The record is from RefSeq and is a predicted model, not a curated record. Lineage: Eukaryota; Fungi; Ascomycota; Leotiomycetes; Helotiales; Sclerotiniaceae. Gene Ontology annotation, molecular function: metal ion binding; metalloendopeptidase activity. Bases 1 to 1731 code for a protein of 576 amino acids. The transcript has 2 exons.
AUGCUAAGAAAUCCUUCAACGAGGAUUUUGAGGAGGGCUAUUUCGUCUCAAAGACCUAUUUUCAAUGUUUUACCUGCUCUCCGCUCAAGAAAUUUAGCUACUGUAGUGGAACCUAUACAAAAGGACCCUGCCGAGUUAGAUCAAAUCACCACCCUUCCCAAUGGAGUGCGAGUCGCAACUGAAGCUUUGCCCGGUCACUUUUCCGGCAUUGGAGUAUACAUCGAUGCAGGGUCCAGAUACGAAAAUGAAGAUCUCAGAGGGGUUAGUCACAUAAUGGAUAGAUUGGCAUUCAAGUCUACGUCAAAGAGAUCAAGCGAUGAGAUGUUAGAAUCAAUAGAGUCACUGGGCGGAAAUAUACAAUGCGCCUCAUCAAGAGAAUCUUUGAUGUAUCAAUCUGCCACAUUCAACUCUGCGGUCCCCACUACUGUCGCCCUUCUCGCCGAGACAAUUCGGAAUCCUUUAAUCACUGAGGAGGAGGUAUCACAGCAAUUGGUGACUGCUGAAUAUGAGAUUGGCGAGAUAUGGUCCAAACCCGAGUUGAUUCUUCCGGAAAUCGUACACAUGGUUGCAUACAAGGGAAACACUCUUGGGAAUCCUCUAUUGUGCCCGAAAGAACGACUGUCCGAAAUCAACAGCAACACCAUACAACAAUACCGAGAUACUUUCUAUAGACCUGAAAGAAUGGUUGUAGCAUUUGCGGGGGUACAACAUGAAGAAGCAGUCAAACUCGCCGAACAACAUUUUGGAGAUAUGCCAAAAUCAGCUCCCAUUUUAUCACAAACAGGAUCGGAAACGUCUCUUGAUUCGUUAUCAGGUGAGACUAGCAGCGACAGCUCUAUAUCAUCAUCUUCCUCAUCAACACCACCUUCACCAACACAAAAGCCAUCCACCUUAAUAUCACGCAUGCCAUUUUUCAAGAACAUCUCCACUUCCGCACCCAAAAAUGCCUCGGUUCAGAAUGGUUUCCUAAACCCCCUUAAUCUUAACGAACCUUCACGCUAUACAGGUGGAUUCCUUGCCCUCCCAACUCUUCCACCGCCUGUGAACCCUGCCCUUCCCGCACUAAGCCAUAUCCAUAUCGCAUUCGAAGCUCUUCCCAUUUCUUCCCCCGAUAUCUACGCCCUCGCUACUCUUCAAACGCUUCUUGGCGGUGGCGGGUCCUUCUCUGCUGGCGGCCCUGGCAAGGGCAUGUAUUCUCGUCUUUAUACCAACGUUUUAAAUCAACACGGUUGGGUCGAAUCAUGCAUGGCUUUCAACCACUCUUACACCGACUCUGGGCUUUUUGGAAUCUCAUCCUCAUGUUCCCCAGGCUACGUUAAGAAUAUGCUUGAUGUCAUGUGCCGUGAACUUCAAAGUCUCACUCUCGAUUCUGGAUUCAGUGCAUUACAAACUGCAGAAGUUAAUCGUGCGAAGAAUCAGCUGAGAUCAAGUUUAUUGAUGAACUUGGAAUCAAGGAUGGUAGAACUAGAAGAUUUGGGAAGACAAGUACAAGUACACGGAAGAAAGGUUGGAGUCAGAGAAAUGUGCAAGAAAAUCGAAGAAUUGACCGUCAAAGAUCUUAGAAGAGUAGCUACACAAGUCUUUGGAGGUCUGGUGAAAAAUGCAGGAGAAGGAAGUGGUAGCCCAACCGUGGUCUUACAAGAAGGCGAAGAAGAAGGAAGAGUAUACAAAAAUUUCAGCUGGGAUGAUAUUCAAGAUCGGAUUCAUGGGUGGAAAUUGGGGAGUUGGUAA